This is a messenger RNA of Sus scrofa (pig), 2694 nucleotides long. It is a transcript of the gene TGM5, whose product is annotated as transglutaminase 5. NCBI's taxonomy places the organism in Eukaryota, Metazoa, Chordata, Mammalia, Artiodactyla, Suidae. The record is from RefSeq and is a predicted model, not a curated record. Gene Ontology annotation, molecular function: protein-glutamine gamma-glutamyltransferase activity. Gene Ontology annotation, biological process: peptide cross-linking.
UAAGCAGGUGGCAGUGCAACAGCCACCCCGCCUUCAGUGUCUCCAGGAGUCUUGGGGAUGGAAAGGGAAGCAGACACUCCAGGACCAGUUUCCUGAGGCUCCAGAUCAUCCAGCUCUUCUCUGGGGAGCAGCCGGGGGACCAGAGGCAGUGACCAUGGCACAAGGGCUGGAGGUGGCCCUUAUCGACCUCCAGAGCUCCUGGAACAAUGUGCGGCACCACACGGAGGAGAUCAGCUCCGACCGCCUGCUCGUGCGCCGGGGCCAGGCUUUCAUCAUCACCCUGUACUUCAGGAACCGGGCCUUCCAGCCUGGCCUGGACAACAUCAUCUUUGUGGCUGAUACUGGACCACUGCCGGACGUGGCCAAGGGCACUCGGGCUGUGUUCAGCUUGGCAGGUCAUGGUGGCCCCAGCCCCUGGAUGGCCUCCCUGGAGGCCACUGGGGCCGCCUCCAUGGAGGUGAGCCUGUGUGCCCCACCCAUGGCGGCCGUGGGUCGGUACCUCUUGAAGGUUCACAUCGAGUCCCUGCAGGGGCCUGUCACAGCCUACCAGCUCGGCGAGUUCAUCCUGCUCUUCAACCCCUGGUGCCCAGAGGACGCUGUCUACUUGGACAGUGAGCCUCAGAGGCAGGAAUACGUCGUGAACGAUUAUGGCUUCAUCUACCAGGGAAACAAGAACUGGAUCCGGCCCUGCCCCUGGAACUAUGGACAGUUUGAGGAGAACAUCAUAGACAUCUGCCUGGAACUGCUAGCCAAGAGCCUGAACUUCCAGAUCGACCCAGCCACAGACUGUGCCCUGCGGGGCAGCCCAGUCUACAUCAGCAGGGUCGUGUGCGCCAUGAUAAACAGCAACGAUGACAACGGAGUGCUCAAUGGAAACUGGAGCGAGAAUUACUUAGACGGCAUCAACCCCGCAGAGUGGACGGGCAGCGUGGCCAUCCUGAAGCAGUGGCACGCCACGGGCUGCCAGCCCGUGCGCUACGGGCAGUGCUGGGUCUUUGCUGCUGUCAUGUGCACAGUGAUGAGGUGCCUGGGGAUCCCCACCCGCGUGAUCACCAACUUUGAUUCUGGCCACGACACAGACGGAAACCUGAUCAUAGAUGAGUAUUAUGACAACACAGGCAGGAUUUUGGAGAAUAAGAAGAAAGACACUGUCUGGAAUUUCCACGUCUGGAACGAGUGCUGGAUGGCCCGCAGAGACCUUCCCGAAGGAUACGGAGGCUGGCAGGUGCUGGAUGCCACGCCUCAGGAGACGAGCAACGGUCUCUACUGCUGCGGCCCUGCCUCCGUCAGAGCCAUCAAGGAGGGUGAGGUGGAUCUGAACUAUGACACCGCCUUCGCCUUUUCCAUGGUGAAUGCUGACUGCAUGUCCUGGCUGGUCUUCAGAGGGAAGGAGCAGAAACUUCACCAGGACACCAGUUCUGUUGGCAAUUUUAUUAGCACGAAGGGCAUCCAGAGCAAUGAGCGGGAUGACAUUACGGAGAACUACAAGUACGGAGAAGGUUCCCCCCAGGAGAGGCAGGUAUUCCUGAAGGCUCUUCAGAAGCUGAAAGCUGGAGGGUCCCAAGGCUCCCUCCGAGAGGACUUGCAACCUUCCGGGUCCCUGCCGCUGAGGGACAGUCCUCGGAGCCUGGCUACGCCUUCCCUUCGGCCCAGUGAUGUUGUCCAAGUCUCCCUGAAAUUCCAGCUGCUUGACCCACCGGAUAUGGGCCGGGACAUAAGGUUUGUCCUGCUGGCGCUCAACAUGUCGCUCCAGUUCAAGGACCUCAGAGUGAACCUGAGUGCCCAGUCCCUGCUGCAUGAUGGCAGCCCCCUGCCUCCAUUCUGGCAGGACACAGCCUUCCUCACACUCGCUCCUGAAGAAGCGAAGACCCAUUCCUGCAAAAUCCCUUAUUCUCAGUACAGCCAGUACCUGUCCACAGACAAGCUGAUCCGCAUUAGUGCCCUGGGCGAAGAGAAGAACAGUCCGGAGAAGAUCCUGGUGAACAAGAUCAUCACCUUAGCCUAUCCCAGCAUCAUGAUAAAUGUUUUAGGGGCAGCCAUUGUGAACCAGCCACUCUCCAUACAGGUGAUAUUUUCAAACCCCCUCUCAGAGCCAGUUGCGGACUGUGUGCUGACUGUGGAAGGAAGUGGUCUCUUCAGGAAACAGCAGAGGGUCCUCAUUGGCGUCCUCAAACCCCAGCACAGAGCCAGCCUCACUCUGGAGACUGUCCCCUUCAAGAGUGGCCAAAGGCAGAUCCAAGCAAAUCUGCGGAGUGACAAGUUUAAGGACAUCAAGGGUUACAAGAACAUCUAUGUAGACCUUGGAUUAUAAAUUCCGAGACAAUGAACUGGAUGCACAGAGUUUACGCUUCAGAAAAAGAGCAAGUUCAAAUGCAGGCUGUGCCACUCCCCACCCAAACAGAGGCUUUUCCAGGCUGUGACCUGAGUAGCAGAGGAGAUGAUGGAGGUGAUGAUGAAGGGUCCCCUGGGCUGCUUGCAUCACUCCCCAGGACCCUGUUCAGGACCCAGGGAAUCCAUGGUGUCCCAUCCAGAAUUGUGAGGUUGGCCUUGCAAGUCCAGAAUUGUUGGACUUGCCCAUGAUUUACUGACACCCAGAUUUCAAGAAAAGAAAAAGACUGGCUAAGCAGCUUACUGUCACUUUGUUGUUGCAAUGGCUACUUCCACGGUACCAUUAAACUUCAGUCCUGGUUCUCA